Messenger RNA from Anopheles coluzzii, 2233 nucleotides. RefSeq names its product microfibril-associated glycoprotein 4-like. The transcript has a single exon. The coding region runs from base 406 to 1422 and encodes 338 amino acids. The record is from RefSeq and is a predicted model, not a curated record. NCBI's taxonomy places the organism in Eukaryota, Metazoa, Arthropoda, Insecta, Diptera, Culicidae.
UCCCAGUGUAAUAGCUGAGUUACUAUAAAAAUAGAACCAAAAACACGCUUCAUCCAACGGUAAGAUGUCCAAUGUCUUGCAACAAUUUGGAUAGAAUGGCUUGCAGAGAUUUCGCAUUCAUUCACAAGACUAUUAGCAUAGAGUGAAAUUUUGCUCUCUCUUGAUCCCGAAUCUACUGAACCUUUGGCCACAUCUUGCGGGGAGAACUGUUGUUUAAUGUUAUGCGCUUUGUAAAAAAACACCAGACUGAUGAGUUGCUACAUUUCAAAACUGAUAAGCACCUUUUUCCUUAGCUGUCCGUAAUGUUGAUUUCUUCCCCUACGAAACCGCUAUAAAAAGAAUCUAAAUUACUAGCAUCAGCUCAGUAUCAUUAUUUAACAGCAAAGUGGUUGGUGCUUGAACAUCAUGGACGUUGCACAAUUGAUCGUGGUUUUAGUGUUGGUGUUGUGUUCAACAUCAGGAGUCUCCUCUGUCUCAGCAAAUAUCGGAAAUACCACGUUCUCUGGAUUUGCAUUCGAGAUGCUAAUUACGAAAUUAGAUUAUCAACAGGACCAGCUGAUCGAAGUCGAAACAGCCAUAAAGAAGGAUCAAGAAAUCAUUGACCAGAAGCUUUCUGGGAUUAUUGAGAUCAUCAAACAGCUGGGUCAGGCAAUUGGCCAAAACCUUACUGCGCUGCAAACUGAAACGAAUAAAGCCAAUGAAAAUCAAGACCAGCUACGGAGGGAACUACAAAAGCUGACGACAAAACAAGAUUUAGAUUUGUUUAUGAUCAAUUCUGGCUUAAAUCUUCGUACUGUCUCGUUUCCAUCGUGCAAGAAGAAUCCAUCGAAGCGAUCGGGCAAGUACAUCAUACAGCCUACCGAGGAUGAUGAACCAUUUGUGGGAUACUGCGAACAAACUGCAUUUGGAGGAGGUUGGUUAGUGUUCCAGUAUCGUUACGACGGAUCGAUGAACUUUUACCGCAACUGGACCGAGUAUCGGAAUGGGUUCGGCAGCAUCGAUGGAGAGUUCUGGCUCGGAUUGGAUCGGCUACACCGUUUGACGAUGACCCGAAAGCACGAGCUACUGGUGGAGUUGAAAGACUUCAAUGGAAACUACAAGUACGCACGGUAUAGUGAGUUUAUGAUCGGGAGUGAGAAGGAGCAAUAUGCGUUAGCAAAGCUGGGAUUUUACACGGGAACGGCAGAUGAUGCUUUGAAAAAUAACAAGGAAGAAAAGUUCACGACAAUGGAUCGCGACAAUGAUGCAAAGUUUGCAGAAAACUGUGCUUCCGCACACCAGGGCGCAUGGUGGUACUACAGAUGUUCUGAUUCAAAUCUUAAUGGAAUGUAUGUAAAUAGAGAUAUCAAAACAUCAAUGCAUUGGUCCAGAACACACUACAUAGGUAUGGCAUACUCUAGAAUGUUGAUUCGUGAAACUUGAAACGCACCGCUUUGUUGUUUGUAUCAAUAAAAUAAAUUAAUAAAGCAUAAAUACUGAUGAUAAUGAGGUCAGAGAUGCUGAACCGAUUGAUUGCACCGAUCUUCACACAACGUUUGUAAUUAUUCAAAUGCAUGGUUAUUAGUUUGCGCUAUCGCUGGCUACCGCGGUUGAUCAAACAACCAGUCGAUUCAUGACUUUUAGCGAUAGCUCAAGGAAAUGUUUGGAUGAGAUUGUGUUACGUGAUCACGUUUGGUUAGCAAAGAUCCGUAUGUGUAAGUAUAGUGGUGUAUAUUUGGUAUUUAUCAUACAAAGACUCACUACAUUGACGGUACAGUUGCAAAUAAUUUUUACAUCAACAUAGCUUUUACCGUUCAUGAAUUGUUCUGUGGUUUUUUCGGGCAGCCUUGUCUUUUUGCUUAGUAAUGUUGGCAUUUAUUCAUAAAGAUCUUUGUUAAUUUAUGUUACAUUGUUUAGCAUAGAGGUUUUCGAGUCAUAUAAUGGAAUAGUUCUAUCGGUUAAUGGAAUGCUUCAAACCGGUGGUUCAAUGGUGUUGGAAUAGUGCAAGCAUUCUGUGGAGUCAUCGGACUGUGGGUGCCGCUGUUAACAUUCCAAACAGUGGCGAUUUUAACGGUAAGCAAAGUAAGCGAUUGCGGGGGGCCCCGUCGAUGAGGGGCCCCGCGGAGCUUUAGUCCAGCAUCUAUAACAGUUGAUAGAAUAUGCGACUGUAUUAGCAAGGAGGGCCCCGUGGGCGAUGGACGUUGGGGCCCCGUGCUAGUCGAACCCUGAGCACCCCCCCCCCUUCCCUCCCCCC